Molecule: messenger RNA, 16982 nt
Organism: Coregonus sp. 'balchen'
Lineage: Eukaryota; Metazoa; Chordata; Actinopteri; Salmoniformes; Salmonidae
Source: the annotation of a GenBank genome assembly
AUGGUACCUCGCCAGCCCUCCAGUCAGCCGCGUCGGGUCCUGGAGGUGGGAGAGGCUGGUCCACCAGGCUACAUGAGGAGGGUGACAGUCAGGAGAGGAUCAGAGGACUCAUCCUCCACACCUAUUAAAGGAUUCGCUGGAGCACCAGGUCAGUAGUGGUGGGGAUGUGGACAGAGUUACUACCACAAUGUUAUCCAAAUGUUGCCCAAAUGUUUUAAAUGCUAUGAGAGAUUAUAACCCAGUGAAUGCUUUCUAAACCACCAGGACACAACCUUCUGAAUGUUUUAAAUGCUAUGAGAGAUUAUAACCCAGUGAAUGCUUUCUAAACCACCAGGACACAACCCUCCAGGGAAGCCAGUCUCCUUCAACAAAUGUGAGACGAUCCCAGUAGCUGCCAAGGUCCCCUGGAACCCAGCGUCACAGACCCCACUAGUUACACCAGGUAACACAACUCUAAUCAGAUCAAAUCACAUUUUAUUUGCCACAUGCGCCGAAUACAAUAGGGGUAGACAUUACAGUGAAAUGCUUACUUACAGUUGAAGUCAGAAGUUUACAUACACCUUAGCCAAAUACAUUUAAACUCAGUUUUUCACAAUUCCUGACAUUUAAUCCUAGUACAAAUUCCCUGUCUUAGGUCAGUUAGGAUCACCACUUUAUUUUAAGAAUGUGAAAUGUCAGAAUAAUAGUAGAGAGAAUUAUUUAUUUAAGAUUUUAUUUCAUCCAUCACAUUCCCAGUGGGUCAGAAGUUUACAUACACUCAAUUAGUAUUUGGUAGCAUUGCCUUUAAAUUGUUUAACCUGGGUCAAACAUUUCGGGUAGCCUUCCACAAGCUUCCAACAAUAAGUUGGGUGAAUAUUGGCCCAUUCCUCCUGACAGAGAUGGUGUAACUGAGUCAGGUUUGUAGGCCCUUGCUCACACACGCUUUUUCAGUUCUGCCCACAAAUUUUCUAUUGGAUUGAGGUCAGGGCUUUAUGAUGGCCACUCCAAUACCUUGACUUGUUGUACUUAAGCCAUUUUGCCACAACUUUGGAAGUGUGCUUGGGGUCAUGAUCCAUUUGCGACCAAGUUUUAACUUCCUGACUGAUGUCUUGAGAUGUUGCUUCAAUAUAUCCACAUAAUUUUCCUUCCUCAUGAUGCCAUCUAUUUUGUGAAGUGCACCAGUCCCUCCUGCAGCAAAGCACCCCCAUACCAUGAUGCUGCCACCCCCGUUCUUCACGAUUGGGAUGGUGUUCUUCGGCUUGCAAGCUUUCCCCAUUUUCCUCCAAACCAACAAUGGUCUUUAUGGCCAAACAGUUCUAUUUUUGUUUAAUCAGAUCAGAGGACAUUUCCCCAAAAAGUACGAUCUAUGUCUCCAUGUGCAGUUGCAAACCGUAGUCUGGCUUUUUUAUAGCGGUUUUGGAGCAGUGGCUUCUUCCUUGAUGAGCGGCCUUUCAUGUUAUGUCAAUAUAGGACUUGUUUUAAUGUGAAUAUAGAUACUUUUGUACCUGUUUCCUCCAGCAUCUUCACAAGGUCCUUUGCUGUUGUUCUGGGAUUGGUUCGCACCAAAGUACGUUCAUCUCUAGGAGACAGAACGUGUCUCCUUCCUGAGCGGUAUGAUGGCUGCGUGGUCCCUUGGUGUUUAUACUUUCGUACUAUUGUUUGUACAGAUGAACGUGGUACCUUCAGGCGUUUGGAAAUUGCUCGCAAGGAUGAACCAGACUUGUGGAGGUCUACAAUCUUUUUUCUGAGGUCUUGGCUGAAUUCUUUUGAUUUUCCCAUGAUGUCAAGCAAAGAGGCACUGAGUUUGAAGGUAGGCCUUGAAAUACAUCCACAGGUACACCUCCAAUUGACUCAAAUGAUGUAAAUUAGCCUAUCAGAAGCUUCUAAAGCCAUGACAUCAUUUUCUGGAAUUUUCCAAGCUGUUUAAAGGCACAGUCAACUUAGUGUAUAUAAACUUCUGACCCACUGGAAUUGUGAUACAGUGAAUUAUAAAUGAAAUAAUCUGUCUGUAAACAAUUGUUGGAAAAAUUACUUCUGUCAUGCACAAAGUAGAUGUCCUAACUGUCGUGCCAAAACUAUAGUUUGUUAACAAGAAAUUUGUGGAGUGGUUGAAAAAUUGGUUUUAAUGACUCCACAAUAGUAGUCCACAAUCAUCUCCUUUGUCUUGAACACGUUGAGGGAGAGGUUGUUAUCCUGGCACGACACGGCCAGGUCUCUGAUCUCCUCCCUAUUGGCUGUCUCAUCGUUGACGGUGAUCAGGCCUACCACCGUUGUGUCGUCGGCAAACUUAAUGAAAGUGUUGGAGUCGUGCUUGGCCACUCAGUCGUGGGUGAACAGGGAUCCAGUUGAGGGGCCCUCGUGUUGAGGAUAAGCGUGGCAGAUGUGUUGUUCCCUACCCUUACCACCUGGGGGCGGCCCGUCAGGAAGUCCAGGAUCCAGUUGCAGAGGGAGGUGUUUAGUCCCUGGGUCCUUAGCUUAGUGAUGAGCUUUGAGGGCACUAUGGUGUUGAACACUGAGCUGUAGUCAAUGAACAUCAUUCUCACGUAGGUGUUCCUCUUGUCCAGGUGGGAAAGGGCAGUGUGGAGUGCAAUAGAGAUUGCAUCAUCUGUGGAUCUGUUGGGGCGUUAUGCAAAUUGGAGUGGGUCUAAGGUUUCUGGGAUAAUGGUGUUGAUGUGAGCCAUGACCAGCCUUUCAAAGCACUUCAUGGCUACAGAUAUGAGUGCUACGGGUCGGUAGUCAUUUAGGCAGGUUAUCUUAGUGUUCUUGGGCACAGGGACUAUGGUGGUCUGCUUGAAACAUGUUGGUAUUACAGACUCAGUCAGGGACAUGUUGAAAAUGUCAGUGAAGACACUUGCCAGUUGGUCAGCGCAUGCUCGGAUUAUACAUCCUGGUAAUCCGUCUGGCCCUGCGGCCUUGUGAAUGUUGACCUUAAAAGUCUUACUCACAUCGGCUACGGAGAGCGUGAUCACAUAGUCGUCCGGAACAGCUGAUGUCAGAGCAAAAACCAAGCCAGGAGGUCGAAGGAAUUGUCUGUAGAGCUCCAAGACAGGAUUGCGUUGAGGCACAGAUCUGGGGAAGGGUACCAAAACAUUUGUUCAGCAUUGAAUGUCCCCAAGAACACAGUGGCCUCCAUCAUUCUUAAAUGUAAGAAGUUUGGAACCACCAAGACGCUUCCUAGAGCUGGCCACCCGGCCAAACUGAGCAAUCGGGGGAGAAGGGCUUUGGUCAGGGAGGUGACCAAGAACCUGAUGGUCAAUCUGACAGAGCUCCAGAGUUCCUCUGUGGAGAUGGGAGAACCUUCCAGAAGGACAAUGCCUGAAUGCCGAGCGUCACGUCUGGAGGAAACCUGGCACCAUGCCUACGUUGAAGCAUGGUGGUGACAGCAUCAUGCUGUGGGGAUGUUUUUCAGUGGCAGGGACUGGGAGACUAGUCAGGAUCGAGGGAAAGAUUCAUGGAGCAAAGUACAGAGAGAUCUUUGAUGAAGACCUGCUAUAGAGCGCUCAGGACCUCAGACUGGGGUGAAGGUUCACUUUCCAACAGGACAACAACCCUAAGCACACAACCAAGACAACGCAGGAGUGGCUUCGGGACAAGUCUCUGAAUGUCCUUGAGUGGCACAGCCAGAGCCCAGACUUGAAACCUAUCGAACAUCUCUGGAGAGAUCUGAAAAUAGCUGUGCAGCGACACUCCCCAUCCAACCUGACAGAGCUUGAGAGGAUCUGCAGAGAAGAAUGGGAGAAACUCCCCAAAUACAGGUGUGUCAAGCUUGUAGCGUCAUACCCAAGAAGACCUGAGGCUGUAAUCACUGCCAAAGGUGCUUCAACAAAGUACUGAGUAAAAGGUCUGAAUACUUAUGUAAAUGUGAUAUUUCAUUGUUAAUGUAUUUUUUUAUUAGCAUACAUUUCUAAAAACCUGUUUUUACUUUGUCAUUAUGGCGUAUUAUGUGUAGAUUUGAUCUGAUGAAAAUGUAAACAAUUUUAGAAUGAGGCUGUAACGUAUCAAAAUGUGGAAAUGUUAAGUCAACUCUUUCCGAAUGCACUGUACACAUUUUUUCAUUUUAUUUUUUUCCCCAGCACUACUUCAGGGCCAACACAAAAAAAAAACAAACAAGGGGGACAAACAACACCACCAGACACAAGACAACACAAACACCCCAAACAAAAACAACCAAACAAAACAAAACACAAACAAACCACCCCCACCACCAAACAACACAACAACACAAGGACACCACAAACACAAACAAAAAACACCCCCACAACACAAACAACACAAACCCAACGCACCACACAACACAAACAAACAAAACCCAAAAGCACAAACAAAACAAGGGACACCACACAACGACAACAAAACAAACACCACACCACCACCAACACAAACAAACAAAAACCAAACAAAAACAAACAAAACACCACCACAACACAAACAAAACAAACACCACCACCACCAACAACACAAACAAAAAGGGGGCACCAGACAAGCACAAACAACAAAACACAACAACAAAAACAACACAGGGGGGCACCCCCGCCCAACAACCAAACAAAACAGGGGAAAAACACACAGAAACAAACAAGACAAACCCCCAAAGGGCCCAAACAACAAAACCAACCACCACACAACACAAAACAAAACAAACACCAACAAACAAAACAAACAAACACCACACAAGGACAAACAACACAAAAACCAAACAAAACACAAACAAAACACAAACACCACAAAACAAAGACCACAAAACACCCACAACACAAACAAAAAGGACACCCCGAAACAAAACAACACAAAAACCAACAGACAAAACAAAAAAAACACCAACAACACAAACAAAAACAAACACCCCACAGGCGACAAAACCAAAACAAACACCAACAACGAAAACCAAAACAGGAGACCCACACAACACAAACAAAAAAACACCCAAACAACAAAACAAACAAACACCACACAAAACAAAAAACCCAAAACCAACCGGGCCACACAACACAAAACAAACCCAAUAAAAACCCCAAAAAACAAAACAAAACAAGGGACCCACACCACAAACAAAAAAAACCACGACACAAACAACACAAACACCACACAAACAAAAACCAAUAACCCCACAAAACAAACAACACAAAACACCCCAAACACAAACAACACAAACACACAAACACAAACAACCAAAACCCCACAAGGACAAACACACAAAAACACCACACAAACAAACAAAAAAAACCCACAAACACAAACAAAACGAACACCCCACAACACAAACAAAACAAACAAACCCCAAAACACAAAACAACACAAACACCACACCACCCAAAACAACAAAAACAACACAAACACCACACAACACAAGACAAACAAACACCCCAAACACAAACAACACAAGACCCAGAGACCCCACAAGGACAACAAACAGGAACCCAAAAACACAAAAACACAAAACCCGACAGACAAAAAAACAACACAAAACCCCACCCACCACCACACAACGACAACAAAACAAACACCACGACAAGGGGCAAACAAACAAUACACCACCCACAAGCACAAACAACCAAAACAAAAACGCACCACACAACAAAAAGACAAACAAACCCCCCACAACAAAAACAGACAACACAAACAACACACAACCCCAAACAAACAAGGGGACCAACGACCACACAAAAACAAGACAACAAAAAGACACCACACAACAAAAAAACAAACACCAACAACACAAACAACAAAAACCCCACACCCCACAACACAAAACAACACAAAACACCAAACCCCAAACAAAAAACAAACAAACACCCCACAACACAAACAAAAAACAGAAACACCAAACAACACAAACAAACAAGGGGGAAAACCACAAAACGACAAAAAAAAACAGGGGGAACCCCCCAACACAAACACCAAACAACACAAACAAAAACCACCACAACACAAACAAAAUAACACAAACAAAGCACCAAACAAACAAGGAACACCCCACAAGCACAAGAAACAAAGGGCACCAACAACACAAAAACAAACACCACACCACAAAACAAACACAAAAACAAAAAAGGGGCACCACACAAAAACAAAAAAACAAACACCACAAAACAAAGACAACACCAAACAACACCCCACACAAACACAACAAAACAAAAACAACCACAAAACAAAACAAGACAAACACCAAAACAAACCAAAACAAAACCAAACCCCCCCCCCCCUCCCCCCCCCCCCCCCCACGACAACAAAACAAAACACAAAACACCCCAAAAAACAAACAAACAAACACCACUAAACACAAACAAAACAAAAACCCCACAACCAAAAAAAAUAACAAACAAAACAAACCACAAACCCCCCAAACAAAACACAGAACACCCCCCAAAACAAACAACAAAAAAAACAAACAACAAAGAAAAAAAAAACACCACAAAACGAAAAAACAACACAGGGAACACCACACAAAACAAAAAAACACAAAAACACCCAAAAAAACAACCCAAGACAACACAAACACCACACAACGCCCAAACAAACAAAACACCACAAAAACAACAAACAAAACCCACACCACCAAAACAACACAAACAAAAAAACCCCAAAACACAAACAAACAAACACCACCCCAAACAACAAACACAAACCCACACCACCAACAAAACAAACAAACAAAACAAAUAAAACAAAAACAAAAAAUAAAAAAACAAAAAAUGGCAAUAAAAAAAAAAAACAAAACAAAAAAAAAAAAAAAAAACAAAACAAAAACCAAAACAAAACACAAAAAAAAAAACAAACAGGAACAAAACAACAAAGAAAAACAAAACAAAAAGGAGGACAACAAAACCCGACAAAAAAAAAAAACAAAAACAAACAAAAGGACAAACAAAAACAAACAAACAAACACCCCAAACAAAGACAACACAAAAACCACACCACCACAAAAAGACACAAACAAAAACACAAAAAACCCACACAAGGGACAAAACAACAAAACCCCACAAACAAGAAACCAAACAACCACACACACAAAAAACAAACACCCCCAACAACACAAACAAACAAACACCAAACCACACAAAAAAAAAAAACAAACACCCACAACGACAAACAAACAAAAAACACCACGACGCACCCAAAAACACAAGACAAACAAACACCCCCCCCCACACAAACAAAACAAACAAAAGGGAAAAACCCCCAAAAAACAAAAAAACAAACACCAACAACACAAAAAACAAACACCCACAAAAACAACGACAAACAACACAAACACACAACACCACCAAAAAAAAACACAAACACCACACAAAAAACCCCAAAAACAAAACAAACACCAACACAAAAACACAAACAAAACAAAAACCCCACAAACCCCAAAAAACAAGGGGCACCCUACAACCCCCCAAAAAAACCACACAACACAAACAAAAAAACACCACACCAAAAGACAAAAAAAACACAAACACCACACGCAAAAAAGAAAAACAAGCACAAACAACACAAACACCCCCAAAACACAAACAAACAAAUUUAUUUUAAAAAUUAAAAAUAAUUCUUUUUAGUCAAAUAAAUACCUUUUAAAAAUUUAAAAAACUUUUUAUAAAAAAAUAAAAACAUAAAAAAAAUUUUUUCCCACUUUUUAAAAUUUUUUUUUAAUUUUACCAACCCCAAACUUCCAUUCAUCAUUUACAAAUAUCUUUUAAAACCCCUAUUUCUUUUUUAAAACUUUACACCCUAUUUUUCAUUUCUUUUAAAAACCAAAAUAAAACAAACCCAAAAAAUUGAAAAAAUUAAAACCCCUAAAGUUCAAUGCACCAAUAUUUCCCUUUCAAUCAAAAAACAAAUAUUUUUUUCUUCCCCAAAUUCAAAACCCUUUUUCCUUAAAUUAAAUUUGGACCCCUUUGGCUUUUUUUUCCAGUUGGCAAAGUACCCAAAAAACCCAAGGAUUUAUACUUUUCUUUUCCCCUUAUGUUGGCAACUUGGUGUUUUCCUUCUUUUGCCCGGGGGUUUACUAUCCCAACCAUCCAAUUUCGUUUUAGUUUUUUUUUGGGGUUGUAAAAAAUUUAAAUUUUAAAAAUAUACCUCCCCCUUUUUAACAUUAAAAAUUUUCCUUUACCAGCCGGGGGGUUUGUCCCCCGUGGCUUUUUGAAAAACAAAAAUAAUCCCAUUUAAACAAACCCCCAAAUUAAGGUAACUGAAUAAAAAGCAAUAACCCCCCUUUCAUUUGGGGCCGUAGGAUAAACCUUUAUUUUCCCCUUUUAAAAAAAAUUUUUUAAAACUUCAAAUAAUAUAAAAUUUUUCUGUUUAAAUAACAUUUAAACCUUGGAACUUGUUAAUUUGGGCUAUUUUUGGCCACACCCAUGGUUUUUUGUUUACUGAUUUAAGGGGAAAUAAACAUUAUAAGGGGGGUGCUAAAAUACAGUGGGUUCCCUUGGGUGCUCUGAACUAUUAGGGUUAACCUGAAUUUCACCAAAACUGUCCCCUUUGGAAGCUUUUUAAGGAAAGAAAAGGUUUUUUAAAUUUAAAAAACCCCUUUGGGAAAAUUCCAUAUAUUUACACACCCCAAAUUUUGGGGUUUUCUGACGGGUUGGGGACUGUGCUGCCCCCAAAGAAAACGGGAAAAGGAAAAGGGGAGCCAGUAUUAACACCCUUUCAUUCUUUAGACUCUUUGUUUCAAAAGGGGUUUUUCCCCCCAAAAAAAUUGUUUUUUCUAAAAAGUUUGGGGCCCCCCAAACCCGAAAUAAAAAAAAAAAAAAAAAAAAAAAAAAAAAAAAAACGGGUUUUUUGGGGGGUUUUUAGGGGUUUAGAAAUUUUUUAAAAAUCCGUUUUUAAAAAAAAACCCCUCCCCGACCCCCCCCCCUUUUUUUUUUUUCCCCCCCCCAAAAACCCAAAAACAAAAUAACUGUAGCCAUAUUACUUCAACAGCAUUUAACAUGAGAUCCUCUCUACGCUUUACAGGAAUAUGACUGAAUAUAAACAGCAAUACCUCCUCCAUUGGCAUUCCUGGCUUUUCUGUAGAUGUUAUAACCUUGUAUUGGUACCCCUGUAUCAUCAAAGGAAUUAUCUAAGUGAGCUUCAGAGAUAGUCAGUAUAUAAAUGGUUUCUGUUGCUAGCAGGUAAUCGAUUUCAUUAACCUCUUAGGCUACAUAUGUUAAUGUGGGCUAUUUUUAGCACAUUUCUGGGAUCCUUGAUUGUUUUUAUUGCUUUACUGGGAGGCUUAUCAGAGGUAUACAUGACAGCGAUAUUUAUAUUUGAGCUGAUAGUGCAGGGUGAACUGCUCACAGUGGGCUUCCUACUAGGGCAAAAUGUCUCAGUGCUAACAGUAUAACUCAGGGUCAUAGGCGCAUGAUUACUGCUGACAAUAGCUGUCCGUUUGGAAGAGGCAUUUAGAGGAACAGAAAUUAGGUUAUUUACAUUAUGACUGCCAACACCCCUGGGAAUUUGCUGCAGCACUAUGACAGUUCAGCGACACAAUGGUAGGGAUUAUCUGAGCAGGGCUUGGGUCACUGAUAAGUCAUUGUCUCAAUGCAGCCUUGAAAUGCGAGAACAGGGUCCAGGCACCGAGAUGAUUUGGAUGGACACCGUCAUUCCUGUAGAGCAUCUUCUGUUUCCAAAAGGUGUCAAAUGUAUCUAUAAAAGUUAUGCAAACAGAACUACAGUAAUCUUUUAGCUAGAUGUGUAAUGCCAGUAGCCUGCUGAACCUUUCGCUGCCGGGGCCCAGCGAUGGCACAGGGCCUGAAAUAAUCGGCUGCUUUUAGGGGUCUUUCAGAGCUAGAAUCUUUAAAAUCCAGUUUCAGCACCUCCGAGCUAGCCCUUCUAAUGUUGUUUGACCCCACAUGGCUGACCAAGGAUCCGGUGCAUCAGACAUCCUCGAGGUCCGUUAAGAGGAGGAGGGCAGCAGAUCCGAGUCUAAGGCAGAGUCCCCCGGGAACAUGGAGGAUCCGAGUCCAAGACAGAAUCCAAGGCAGAAUCCCCCUGGGAAAGAGUCUGUAUAGGUGACGAUGGCAGUUGAACCUCCGAAGCCAGGAGGGCGAAGCUGUUCGACAACUGGAUUUGGGUCGGGCUUCCCAACGCUAAAGAAACCCCACUCGCCACAGGCUGCUUCCCUCCAUUUGCCCUAAGGCGGGUGACGUGCUUCCAUGGUUGGUCAGCAGGAAUGGUGACAGUACCCAGUUGCAGAGGGAGGUGUUUAGUUCCAUGGUCCUUAGCUUAGUAAUGAGGUUUGAGGGCACUAUGGUGUUGAACGCUGAGCUGUAGUCAAUGAACAGCAUUCUCCCGUAUUCCUCUUGUCCAGGUGGGAGAGGGCAGUGUGGAGUGCAACUGAGAUUGUGUCAUCUGUGGCUCCGUUGGGGCGGUAUGCGAAUUGGAGUGGGUCCAGGGUGUCUGCGAUGAUGGUGUUGAUGUGAGCCAUAACCAGCCUUUCAAAGCAUUUCAUGGCUACAGAUGUGAGUGCUACAGGGUGAUAGUCAUUUAGGCAGGUUAUCUUGGUGUUCUUGGUCACAGGGUCUAUGGUGGUCUGCUUGAAACAUGUAGGUAUUACAGACUGGGUCAGGGAUAGGUUGAAAAUGUCAGUAAAGACGCUUACCAGCUGGUCAGCGCAUGCUCUGAGUACGUGUCCUGGUAAUCCGUCUGGUCCUGCGGCCUUGUUAAAGUUAACCUGUUUAAAGGUCUUACUCACAUCAGCUACAGAUUGCGUGGUGUUAAAUACUUAAAUAAAUAUUUACAACUUAAGUAGUUUUUGGGGGUAUCUGUACAUUACUUUACUAUUUAUAUUUUGACAACAAGAAAAUAAUGUAUUUUUUACUCCAUACAUUUUCCCUGACACCCAAAAGUACUUUUUAUAUUUUGAAUGAUUAGCAGGAUAGGAAAAUGGUACAAUUCACUCACUUAUCAAGAGAACAUCCCUGGUCAUCCCUACUGCCUCUGAUCUGGCGUACUCACUAAACACAAAUGCUUCAUUUGUAAAUGAUGUCUGAGUGUUGGAGUGUGCCCCUGGCUAUCCAUAAAUAAAUUUAAAAAACAAUAAAAUCGUGCUGUCUGGUUUGCUUAAUAUAAGGAAUUUGAAAUGAUUUAUACUUUUACUUUUACUUUUGAUAGUUAAGUAUAUUUGAGCAAUUACAUUUACUUUUGAUACUUAAGUAUAUUUAAAACCGAAUACUUUUAGACUUUUACUCAAGUAGUAUUUUACUGUGUGACUUUCACUUUUACUUGAGUCAUUUUCUAUUUAGGUAUGUUUACUUUUACUCAAGUAUGAAUAUUGGGUACUUUUCCACCACUGGUGUUCACACAGUCAUCUGGAACAGCUGGUGCUCUCGUGCAUAGUUCAGUGUUGGUAGCAACGAAGCACGCAUAGAAGGUAUUUAGCUCAUCUGUUAGACUCGCAUCACUGGACAGCUCGUGGCUGGGUUUCCCUUUGUAAGCUGUGAUAGUUUGUAAGCCCUGCCACAUCCAACGAGCGUCAGAGCCGGUGUAGUAGGAUUCAAUCUUGGUCCUUUAUUUAUGCUUUGUCUGUUUGAUGGUUAGUCUGAGGGCAAGCGGGAUUUCUUAUAAGUGCCCCGCUCCUUGAAAGCGGCAGCUCUAGCCUUUAGCUCAGUGCGGAUGUUGCCAGUAAUCCAUGGCUUCUGAUUGGGAUAUGUACGUACAGUCACAGUGGGGACAACAUCGUCAAUGUACUUAUUGAUGAAGCCGGUGACUGAUGUGGUAAACUCCCCAAUGCCAUUGGAUGAGUCCCGGAAAAUAUUCCAGUGUGUGCUAGCGAAACAGUCCUGUAUCUUACCAUAGAUGAACUCUCUUGGUAAAUAGUGUGGUCUGCAGUUUAUCAUGAGGUAUUCUAACUCAGGCAAGCAGAACUUCCUUAAUAUUAGAGAUCGUGUACCAUUUGCUGUUAACAAAGAGACACACACCCCCUCCGCUGAGCUUCCCUGAUGCUGCCGUUCUGUCCUGCCGAUGUGUAGAAAAAACAGCUAGAUUUACAGUGCAUUCUGAAAGUGUUCAGACCCCUUGACUUUUUCGAAAAUUUAUUGAAUUAUUUUUUUACUCAUCAAUCUACACACAAUACUCCAUAAUGACAAGGCAAAAACAGAUAUACCUUAAUUACAUAAGUAUUCAGACCCUUUGCUAUGAGACUCGAAAUUGAGCUCAAGUGCAUCCUGUUUCCAUUGACCAACCUUGAGAUGUUUCUAAAAAUUGAUUGGAGUCCACCUGUGCGAAAUUCAAUUGAUUGGACAUGAUUUGGCAAGGCACACACCUGUUUAUAUAAGGUCCCACAGUUGACAGUGCAUGUCAGAGCAAAAACCAAGACAUGAGGUCGAAGGAAUUGUCCGUAGAGCUCCGAGACAGGAUUGUGUCGAGGCACAGAUCUGGGGAAGGGUACCAAAAAAUGUCUGCAGCAUUGAAGGUCCCCAAGAACACAGUGGCCUCCAUCAUUCUUAAAUGGAAGAAGUUAGGAACCACCAAGACUCUUCCUAGAGCUGGCCACCCGGCCAAACUGAGCAAUCGAGGGAGAAGGGCCUUGGUCAGGGAGGUGACCAAGAACCCGAUUCUCACUUUGACAGAGCUCCAGAGUUCCUCUGUGGAGAUGGGAGAACCUUCCAGAAGGACAACCAUCUCAGCAGCACUCCACCAAUCAGGCCUUUAUGGUAGAGUGGCCAGACGGAAGCCACUCCUCAGUUAAAGGACCAUGACAGCCCGCUUGGAAUUUGCCAAAAGGCACCUAAAGGACUCUCAGACCAUGAGAAACAAGAUUAUCUGGUCUGGUGAAACCAAGAUUGAACUCUUUGUCCUGAAUGCCAAGCGUCACGUCUGUAGGAAACCUGGCACCAUCCCUACGGUGAAGCAUGGUGGUGGCAGCAUCAUGCUGUGGGGAUGUUUUUCAGCGGCAGGGACUGGGAGACUAAUCAGGAUCGAGGGAAAGAUGAACAGAGCAAAGUACAGAGAGAUCUUUGAUGAAAACCUGCUCCAGAGUUUUCAGGACCUCAGACUGGGGCGAAGGUUCACCUUCCAACAGGACAACGACCCUAAGCACACAGCCAAGACAACACAGGAGUGGCUUCGGGACAAGUCUCUGAAUGUCCUUGAGUGGCCCAGCCAGAGCCCGGACUUGAACCCGAUCAAACAUCUCUGGGGAGACCUGAAAAUAGCUGUGCAGCGAUGCUCCCCAUCCACCCUGACAGAGCUUGAGAGGAUCUGCAGAGAAGAAUGGGAGAAACUCCCCAAAUACAGGUGUGCCAAGCUUGUAGCGUCAUACCCAAGAAGACUGGAGGCUGUAAUCCACUGCCAAAGGGGCUUCAACAAAGUACUGAGUAAAGGGUCUGAAUACUUAUGUAAAUGUGAUAUUUCAGUGUUUUAUUUGUAAUACAUUUUCAAAAAUAUCUACAAACCUGUUUUUGCUUUGUCAUUAUGGUGUAUUGUGUGUAGAAUGAUGAGGGAGAGAAAAAAACAAUGUAAUCAAUUUUAGAAUAAGGCUGUAACGUAACAAAAUGUGGAAAAAGUCAAGGGGUCUGAAUCAUUUCCGAAUGCACUGUUAGUACUUCAGAUCAUGUUGAUAGGAUAAUCUUGAACGGAGGUCAUCCAGUUUAUUCUCCAGUGAUUGCACGUUCCCCAAUAGAACAGAGGGUAGAGGCGGUUUAUCCACUCUCCGAUGUAGUCUCGUCAGGUAUCCCACAUGCCGGCAUCUAUAGCCUAACCCUAACCCUAACCCUAACCCGCACACCGGCAUCUAUAGCGCUGUCUCCUCCUUCUUCGAGUGUCAGGGAUUUCGGCUUGGUCCGCGGUAAUCAAUAUGUCUUUUGCCUCCGACUCAUUGAAGUAUAAGUCCUCGUCCAGAUGGAGGUUAGUGAUAGCUGCUCUGAUGUCCAGAAGCUCUUUUAGGUCAUAGGUCAUUAGGCUAACCCGGGUUAGGGUUAGGAAAUGAUGGUGGAAACAUGAUUAUAUUACUAUAUCAGCUGAAAAAAAUAGAGUAAGUAGCACAAUUUAAGCCUUAACCCUAACCCUAACCAAACUAACUAACUAAAACCAUAACCAUAAAACAGCCACCAUUCCCUCUGGCGCCAUUAGACCCUCUUGCGUCAAAUUACAAAUUGAGGGGCUACGCAACUACGCAGAACAGCAAUGUGUCACUAAUUGCAUUAAACUGUAUAGUUUUUAAACUGUGUACAUUUAACUCUCCAUAAGCACUUUGAUUUAAUACCACCUGUCUGUCUUUGUGUCGCAGUGUCUUCAGACAGUAGUUUCCUGGCAGACCCCUUCUCCUUCUCUGCUGGUCUGACCACUCAGUUCUCUGGAGAGUUUGGAACCAUCCGCUUCAACAAGGUGCUGGUCAACGAUGGAGGGCACUACAACCCUCACACAGGUAACAUAGACCACACACACACACACACACACACACACACACACACACACACACACACACACACACACACACACACACACACACAGAGAUACACACACACACAGAGACACACACACACACACACAGAGAGAGACACACACAGAGACACACACACACACACAGUAUUGUACAGCUAACCUUGUGGGGACACACAAUUCAGUCCCAUUCAAAAUUCUAUUUUCCCUAAACCCUAACCCUAACCCUAACCCUAACCUUAACCCAAAAACUUAACCCUAACCCUAACCCAAAACUUAACCCUAACCUAACCCUAGGUUUAGGGUUAAGAACCAAGAAAUUUGAUCAUAUUACUCCAGUGCUAGCUUCCCUACACUGGCUUCCUGUUAAGGCAAGGGCUGAUUUCAAGGUUUUACUGUUAACCUAUAAAGCGUUCAUGGGCUUGCCCUACCUAUCUUUCCGAGUUGGUCCUGCCGUACAUACCAAUACGUACGCUACGGUCACAAGACGCAGGCCCUCCUAAUUGUCCCUAGAAUUCUAAGCAAACAGCGGGAGGCAGGGCUUUCUCCCUAUAGAUCGCCAUUUUAUGGAACAGUCUGCCUACCCAUGUGAGAGACGCAGACUCGGUCUCAACCUUUAAGUCUUAUUACUGAAGACGUAUCCUCUUCAGUAGGUAUUAGGAUUGAGUGUAGUCUGGCCCAGGAGUGUGAAGUGGAACGGAAAGGCUCUUGGAGCAACGAACAGCCGCUUGCUGUCUCUUCCCAGGCCGGUGUCCCCUCUCCACUGGGGUUCUCUGGCCCUCUAACACCCCGUUGCAGGGGCUGAGUCAACUGGCCUUGCCGGGUGCUCUUUCAUGCCGUCCCUGGGAGGGGUGCGUCACUUGAGUGGGUUGAGUUACUGACGUGAUCUUCCUGUCUGGGUUAGCGCCCCCCCCCCCCCCUUGGUUUGUGCUGUGGUGGAGACCUCUGUGGGCUAUACUCGGCCUUGUCUCAGGAUUGUAAGUUGGUGGUUGAGGAUAUCCCUCUAGUGGUGCGGGGGCUGUGCUUUGGCAGAGUGGGUGGGGUUAUAUCCUUCCUGUUUGGCCCUGUCCGGGGGUUUCUUCGGAUGGGGCCACAGUGUCUCCGGACCGCUCCUGUCUCAGCCUCCAGUAUUUAUGCUGCAGUAGUUUAUGUGUCGGGGGGCUGGGGUUAGUUGGUUAUACCUGGAGUACUUCUCCUGUCUUAUCCAGUGUCCUGUGUGAAUUUAAGUAUGCUCUCUCUAAUUCUCUCGUUCUCUCUUUCUCUCUGAGAACCUGAGCCCUAGGACCAUACGUCAGGACUACCGGGCAUGAUGACACCUUGCUGUCCCCAGUCCGCCUGGCCUUGCUGCUAUUCCAGUUUCAACUGUUCUGCCUGCGGUUACGAAACCCCUACCUGUCCCAGACCUGCUGUUUUCAACUCUUAAUGAUCGGCUAUGAAAAGCCAACUGAGAGACCUGAGCCCUAGGACCAUACGUCGGGACUACCGGCCGUGGUGACUCCUUGCUGUCCCCAGUCCGCCUGGCCUUGCUGCUAUUCCAGUUUCAACUGUUCUGCCUGCGGUUAUGGAACCCCUACCUGUCCCAGACCUGCUGUUUUCAACUCUUAAUGAUCGGCUAUGAAAAGCCAACUGAGAUUUAUUCCUGAUUAUUAUUUGACCAUGCUUGUCACUUAUGAACAUUUUUGAACAUCUUGGCAUGGUUCUGUUAUAAUCUUCACCCGGCACAGCCAGAAGAGGACUGGCCACCCCUCAUAGCCUGGUUCCUCUCUAGGUUUCUUCCUAGGUUUUCGCCUUUCUAGGGAGUUUUUCCUAGCCACCGUGCUUCUACACCUGCAUUACUAGCUGUUUGGGGUUUUAGGCUGGGUUUCUGUACAGCACUUCGAGAUAUUAGCUGAUGUAAGAAGGGCUAUAUAAAAUAAAAUUGAUUGAUUGAUUGAUAGCUCCUAACGCUAACCCUUAAUGUAAUUCUAACCCUAACACUAAUUCUAACCUUAACCCUAAACCCUCUAGAAAUAGCAUUUGACCUUGUGGGGACUAACAAAAUGUCCCCAGUUGGACACAUUUCUGUUUGUUUACUAUUCUUGUGGGGACUUCUACAAGAAUCGUUAAACACGUCCACACACACACACAGAGACACACACACAGAGACACACACACAGAGACACACACAGAGAAACACACACACACACACAGACACACACACACACAGAGACACACACACAGAGACACACCCACACAGAGAGACACACAGACUGAGACACACACAGACACACACACACACACACAGAGAGACACACACACAGACUAAUAUAAUCUUUCCCUCCCUCUCUCCAGGUAUCUUCACGAUACCGAUGGAAGGGCGUUACCUGAUCUCAGGAGUUCUGACGUCUCGGCAGGGGGAGGGACUGGAGGCUGUUCUGUCUGUCUCCAACCGUAGUGUCCAUAGGCUGAUGAGCUCCGGGUCUGGAGCAGGGACAGUGGCCCAGGACAGUUGUCCCUGUGGAGGCUCUGUCUCGUUCAGCCUGAUCCUGUCUCUGAGGAAAGGGGACCACGUAGCUCUGGUCCAGACCGCAGGACAGCUGGCCACCACAGAGUCCAGAGACAUCCUAUCAACAUUCAGCGCCAUCUUCCUCUAUGCCCCGCAGCCAAUCACCAGAUAG